This is a messenger RNA of Triticum urartu, 941 nucleotides long. Lineage: Eukaryota; Viridiplantae; Streptophyta; Magnoliopsida; Poales; Poaceae. The record is from RefSeq and is a predicted model, not a curated record.
UUCGAUGAUUCUCAAUGGAAGAUCGGGGCGUUUUUGACCAAAUCUUUUGCAAAUAAAAAAAAAUUCCGUUCAAGAAAGAAGAAGAUCAAUUUUGGGUUGAACCAACAACCUGAUUGUGUGGUUAUUUUGAAUGCAGAUAGAAAGUCUUCGGUCAUACUGGAAGCUGAUCGAUCACAAAUACCUAUUCCAUCCUUAGUUGAUUCUAUGAUCCCAUGGGAAUCCUAUAAAAGAAUCACUUAUCCCAUCCCAGCGAAUGAUCCUAUACAGUUCGUAUAUCUAUUUCGUCAUUCGAUCAUGAAAACAGUGAUUCUUGAACAGAAUGCGAUUAGUAGAGAAGCGCAAUCUCUCAGAGUCACUUUGAGUACGGGGAAGUCCGCAGGAGGGAUGAGAUCCGCCUGCUACUCCACCUCUUCUUCUUCCCCAAUAGACGAAGAAGAAAAUAGGGCCAAGGCGCUAUUGGAGAUGCGCAAAAAAUAUCCAUCGGGAGAUGGCGCUGACGCUGACGCUAACGCUCGCAAGGCGGUUUUGCAGGCAAUUUCUAAAAAUACUUUUUUUUUCGUUGAGCUCAUAACCCGGUUUGGGCCGAUUGACUCUGAGAGCGAUCGAGGGGUCGCGGGCUCACACCUUGCUUUUGCGCAUAGGAUCGAAGAGAUCCUAGAAUUUAAUGGAAAGAGUAGCGGCUCUCUGAAAGACCUCAUUGAUCUUAAAUUGGAUUUGGAAGACACCUCUAAAAGAGAGGAGAUUCUACUUCCAUAUUUUUCCUCAAAAAAAGAGGCAAAGUCCUAGCGUGAUACAAAAAGAAAUAAUGGGCAAGGGCGGGGAAUGAUAGGUUCAUAGAUGUGGAGUAAUCAGUUCUUCAUUUGAAGAGUUAGUUGGCUGGCCUACCGGCCCGCAGAUGUAGAGAGGUUGCCCCCACCAUCCUCUUGAACUGCGAAAUCAAA